Molecule: messenger RNA, 405 nt
Organism: Molossus molossus (Pallas's mastiff bat)
Lineage: Eukaryota; Metazoa; Chordata; Mammalia; Chiroptera; Molossidae
Gene: S100Z
Product: S100 calcium binding protein Z
Cellular component (GO): cytoplasm
Molecular function (GO): calcium ion binding
Source: RefSeq, a predicted model, not a curated record
AUGGGCACCGACCCCUCCUUGAUGGCGCUGGGGACAGCAGCUCACACCUGUUCCACCUGGUCCCUGAGUUUGGUGGCCUGCCCCUGGGAUGCCAGUCUGCUGCCAAGGUGCCCACCAAGCUGGGUGGCCAUGGACACCAUGAUUAGAAUCUUCCACCGGGACUUGAAGGAAGGGAACAGGUUCAAACUCAACAAGGGGGAACUGAAGAUGCUCCUGCAGAGAGAGCUCAUGGAAUUCCUCUCGUGCCAAAACCCCCAGCUUGUUGACAAGCUGAUGUAGGAUGUGGACGCCAAUAAGGACAAUGAAGUGGAUUUUAAUUAAUUUGUGGUCAUGGUGGCAGCCCUGGCAGUUGCUUGUAAUGAUUACUUUGUAGAACAAUUGAAGAAGAAAGGAAAGGGAAGAUAA